UACGUCACUCGUGCAAUAGAAGAAGAGACGGCACACACAGACAGGAGAGACUAAUGUUCAAAGCUGCUGUUGCUCCAGGAGUUAGCAGCUCAGUCCACUACGCAACCUUGAGUCCACGGCUAUGCUUGACGCAACCGGCGGAGCUUCACACGGGCAGGUCCUCUCGCUCGCACGGUGCUUUCUCCGAUAAGUGAACGAGCUGCGGUCAUGGCGGUCCAGGAGAGAGCUCACAGGACUUCUCGCCAUAUUUUACACGCGAGAUCGCCGCGUCUGGGACUAUUGAGGAUGUUAUUUAUUGCUUUUAUCCACAUGACGCGGGCGAGUAAACAAGCGUUCAUUCAGUCGGACACAAUAUUAGAAGUUCUACAUUUCGGUGAUGGAGGCCUUUUACAGGCAGACUCCGACAUCGAUUUUAGUUUAUAUCAUCAACAAAGCACGUCCCCGCACCGUGGGAACUGCCGACCCAUACGCUUUGAACCUCCAAUGUUGGAUUUUCAUGAACAGCCUGUGGGGAUGCCAAAAAUGGAGAAAGUUUAUUUACAUAAUCCAAGCUCAGAAGAAAUUAGCUUGUUAUCAAUAUCAGCAACGACUGCACAUUUUCAUGCAUCCUUUUUCCAGAACAGGAUAAUCCCGCCAGGAGGAAAUACGUCGUUUGAUGUGGUGUUCCUGGCACGUGUAGUCGGGAAUGUAGAAAACACAUUAUUUAUUAAUACAACACAUCACGGAGUGUUUACAUACCAGGUUUUUGGGGUUGGCAUCCCAAACCCUUACAGGCUCCGUCCCUUCGUAGGGGCUCGAGUUCCAGUAAACAGCAGCUUCUCGCCACUUAUAAACAUUCAUAACCCCUACAGUGAACCACUGCAGGUGGUGGAGAUGUACUCCAGUGGAGGGGAUCUGAACCUAGAGCUUCCCACAGGACAACAGGGAGGCACUGGGAAGUUAUGGGAGAUUCCUCCCUUCGAGACAAAAGGGGUGAUGAGAGCCAGCUUCUCGUCCAGGGAUGCAGACAACCACACGGCUUUCAUUAGAAUCAAAACCAAUGCCCCUGAUGAGGACAAGUUCAUCAUCCUGCCGGUUGAGGUGGAGGUCACAUCAGCCCCUGGUAUUUACUCUGCCUCGGAGAUGCUCGACUUUGGUACACUGCGGACACAAGAUCGGCCAAAGCUGCUCAAUUUGCACCUUUUAAAUUCAGGAACAAAAGAUGUUCCUAUCACUAGCAUCCGUACGACGCCAGCCAAUGAGGCCGUGACAAUAGACUUUAAAGCUGUCACACUGAGAGCAGGCGAGAGCAGAUUCACCAAAGUAGCAACUAUUACUUUUGACGCCUCCAAAGCCAGAAGACCGUAUCAGUUCUUUGGCAAAAUCACGGUUAAAGCAAAAGAAAAGAGUUACGCCAAGCUUGAAAUCCCUUACCAGGCAGACGUUUUAGAAGGCUACUUGGGCUUUGACCACACAACCACGUUGUUCCACAUACGGGACAGUCCCGUUGACCCUGUGGACAAACCCAUAUUCCUCACAAAUGCCUUUAACUUUGCCAUCUGGAUACACAACGUGUCCCUGCCUGACGAGGCCAAAACAAUGUUCAAGGUGCAGAACUUUAGCGCACCAAUCCUCAUUCCACCGCACGAGUCGCGCUACAUCUUCUCGCUGCUUUUUCAGCCAGUCCGACCUUCCAUACACAUCGACAGCAACAUCCUGCUCAUCACAAACGCAUCAAAGUUUCACCUGCCUGUCAGGGCCUACACAGGCUUCUUGGAGCCCCACGUGCUGCAACCCAGUCUGAAGGAGAAUGUCCUGGACUUUGGCGUUCGCAGUGCAACAGACACCAGCAGCAUCAUAUUUGUGGUGGUGAACAGUAACCCCAUCGAGCUUGAGAUCAGGUCGUCGCACGUCACGGGCGACAGUCUCUCAAUGGAGAUGCUCAAGACAGAGAAGGGGAAUUCGACCAUGGCGUCCAGUCGUCUGAAAGAGCUGCAGAAUGCGUCAGCGUCCCAUCACAAAACGGUGAUUUUAGCGUCAGGCUUCUAUGCAGCGUUCAGAGUGACACUGGUAGCCCAGGACCUGGAGGGCACGUAUGACGCAGCCAUACACAUCACCACAGACUACGAGAUAUUAACCAUCCCAGUGACAGCUCUCAUCGCCGUCGGCACAUUAAGCAGCUCCCCUAAUCACAUUGUUCUGCCGCCUUCAUUCCCGGGGAAAGUGGUGCACCAAAUGUUCAGCAUCCACAGCUCAUUCACGCAGAAAGUGAGGCUGGAGCAGAUCCGCUCCCUGACAGAAGACGUCCGCUUUUACUACAAGCGCCUCCGCAACAACAAAGACGAGCUGGAGCCCAGACGCAAGUCCAAGGUGGCAAAUAUUUACUUUGACGCCAGCUUGCAGUGUGGCGAUCACUGCUACUUGGGGCUUCCCUUUGUGCUUAAAUCUGAGUCCAAGCCUCACGGGAUGGCGCUGCAGGAGGACAUUUGGGACGCCGAUGUGGAUCUUCACCAGAAACUUCUCCUGCGAUGGAAAGAGUUGAAGGAGCGCUCGGGCCAUAUGGUUGAAGCUGUGUUUGAAGUCAAUACAGACCUCCAGAAAAAUGUGCAGGCUAAAAUUACAGCCCAGCUGACCUGGCCCUCUUUGGUCAACUCCUCGCAGCACAUCACUUUCCCACUGACCAACACAAACAGCUCCUCUGAUGGACAGGUAACGCUGCAGAAUCCCGCCGAUGUUCCCGUCUAUGUACAAGUUCUCCCCUUGGCGCUGCUGCCCAACCCCUCUGUGUUCUCUGGAAAGUUGGCUGACAGGUUGCAACCAGAAAAUCUGUCCAACAUCAACAUAGACACCAAAACCUUGGAGUUCCAAGUCCACAAAAAACAGACAUCUGCUGGCAAGAGCAGCAGCGGCUUUGUCGAGGGAUCAUCCAAACCGUUUGUGUACAACGUGGUCUUGAUGCCCAGAGAAGUCAAGUCAUUCAACGUAAGCUUCACGCCGGUCCGCAACCACAGUGUCUCCUCCCUGCUCAUAGUCAGAAAUAACCUGACUGUGAUCGACACCCUCGUCCUUCACGGACAAGGAACCACAGAGAGCCUGAAGGUCGCCGGGAAACCCCCAGGUCAAGGCAGCUCGCUGAGGUUUAAGGUGACGGAAGCUCUGCUGAAAGACUGCACAGAGAAGACAAGAGUGCACGAACCAAACUUCACCAUGAAGAGAACGUUCCGCGUGGAGAACAUGGGCCUGCUCCCCAUCACCGUCCGCUCAAUGGAGAUUAACGGACAAGCGUGCAAAGCGUUCGGAUUCAAGGUCCUCAACUGUGAAGGGUUUACACUCCAGCCAAAUGCGUCGAAAGACCUCGUCAUACUGUUUACGCCAGAUUUCACCUCCUCUCGGGUGAUCCGCGAGCUCAAGCUGGUGACAUGCGGCGGCUCGGAGUUUGUCUUUGUCCUCAACGCCUCCCUGCCCUACCACAUGCUAGCGACGUGCGCAGAGGCGCUUCCCCGGCCGAGCUGGGAGCUGGAUCUCUACAUCAUCGUGUCUGCCAUCAUGAGUUGCAUGUUUCUGUUGGUGAUCGGCACCGCAUAUUUGGAAGCUCAAAGCAUCUGGGAGCCCUUCAAGAGGCGCGUGUCUGUAGAACCCAGCUGCACCUUGGAGACGGGGAGGCCAUUUAAUCUCAGGGACAUUGUGCAACUGCACAGUGAUUCGAAUGACUCAUCCCAGAACUCCAGAGGGUUAUACGUGUCCAGCAACGGAGCGGCGCGCCACGCAGCCCGACAGGGUAACACCCGAACCAUGUCGGACUCGGACAGCCAAGAUAAGCGGCCCAGGAUUGGCUCUUCCUCCCAGCUGACCAGAGGAGGUAGCGCUUCACCCCAAGAAGGUCCUCCGCCGGCCUGUCAGCUGACCAACCGCAAGGCUCGCAGCACCAAACCGGAUCUCCACGGUCAAAGUUUAGCUGCGUUGUUGCCAAACAGAACCGUGUGUUCUGACGACGCAGAGUACGCCAACUUGGUCGGAGCCAUGGACAGCGACCUGGACCGUCCAGACUCCCUUGGUGCGGAGCAGAGCUCUCAGUCACUUCAGAACAAAGCGUUAGAAUCCAAAGGGAAGGUGCGAGGCAAAACAAAAGCUCAGAGGAAGAAGGAGGAGAAGGAGAAGAAAUCCACAAGCAAGACUCAGGGCAAUGAGCUGAAAGACCAUUUGGCCGACAACGACGACAGCUCCUCCACGACCACAGAGACGUCCAAUCCGGACAUGGAGACCAGCGUUAAAGAGGAACCAGCGAAAAAGAAAGGAAGGACAGGGAAAGAAGCAAAAGAGCCAUCAAAUUUUAUUAUUAAACCUAAAAGUAAGAAAGCGGGAUCCACAAAGAAGGAGAACCAAGUAGAAAAGUCCAGUUCCCUGGAGCUCCCAUAUGUUACACCACUGGAGAACAAACAGCGGAAGAGCUUUGCAGCGUCCAAAGCUCUUCACCCCCUCACCCCUGUCCCAAAGACGCGGCAGCAGCAGAAACCCAGAUUCGACAGCAAGCUGGAAGAGGGGCGCUCCUCCCUUCUGGCCAAACUGUUAUCCAGCAGCUUGGUGCAGGAGCUCGGUCACAGCAGCAGCUCUGAAGGCGAGAAGGACUUUGGCCUACCAGAGUGGGACUUGCCCGUGGCCUCACACAGCGUCGCAGCAGAUAGUCUUCAGCAGAUCUCCCUCCAAACAUUGAACGCAGACCCUUUCCUAAAACGUUCAUCCACAGCAGGGGCUUGCUCCCCACCGCCCAUCUCCCCCAGCUUGUUGUCCCGAGGAAGCUACAGCAGUGUCCUCAACAGCAACAGGUCCGCACCUCCACACCACCUAGAGCAGUCAUUCAUCAGCGAUGUCCACCAGACCAAAGCUCCAGGGAACAAAGUGUCCUCCCCCGGUCCACUCCCUGGCAAAAACGGCAACCCCACCUUUGCCGCCGUGGCCGCCGGUUACGACAAGAGUCCAGGUGGGUCUGGACCCGGCAGAAGUGAGAGCCAAGCAAGGAGUCUGGCUCCGAUGACAUCGGUGGAGAGUGACAGCUCAGACAGCUCAGGGUUGUGGAGUCCCAUCGACUCCUUCCACUCGAGCAACUCCUUCUCCGCUUUCGGGUCUAGCAACUCCUUCAACCUAACGGUGUUCAGCGGGAUGAACCUCCAGAAGCCAUGGGAGCCUCAGCAGAGCUGGCCCGACUUCACCGCGGUGCCGUCGUCCAUUUGGGACACGCCCAGCGCCGACCCUCUGCACUCCUCCUGGCCCAGCAGCUCCAGCUCUCCCACCGCCCCCACCUCAUCACUCCUAGGGAACGGACACAACCCCUGGUCCGCCACCACCACCUUCGGCAGCUCCAUCUGGUCCACGACCACAGAGUCCUCCCUGCACCCGUUUCCUGUGGCCGCCAAUUCGCCCACCUUGAACGACCUGGUCAGCGGCAGCCCCGCCCCGUCGCCACCGGCUUCCGGCGAGAUGAACGGCACGUACAACCCGUGGAGCAUGUGGCGGCCCACGCUGAGCCGACGCAGCUCCGAGCCCUGGCCGAGUUCUUUGGAGAACGGCAGUUAAAACUGCACGACUGCACUUAAAACGACACGUCACCACAGCAACAGUCGCUAAAUUUUCCGUUUGUUUUUUUUUAAAUUGGAGAAUCCCAACAGAAAGAAGUGUUCCUUCCAGCAGAGAUUUGGUUGUUUAGUUCUUUGUGACUUUUUAUUGACACGGCCGACAAACAAACUUUUAUUCAGAAUCCUUUUAACAGCGCCCCCUCCUGGAGUAAAGGUAAAAUAUUAGCAGGCUAACGCUAAAGGAGAUGUUUUGGCUGGUAAGGCUGAAAGUUUGGUUCAUGACAGGAGAAUCUCAGUUCAGUAUUAAUGUUAACGUCAGCCAUUUUGGUUUCACAUCGUUUUAUUGCAAAGGUUGCUUUGGGCCACGAAAGCAGCACCGCACCUAUUUGAUUGGACGUCAGGGACGACUCCUUCAAACGAGCCCCCUUUUAAUGUCAUAAAAAUCGGGUGACAUCUUAAGUUUGAGGUUUGUAUUGUAACUGGCCUGUCAGCGAAUGAAAAUAAAGGAUUUCAGCAGAG
This is a messenger RNA of Dunckerocampus dactyliophorus (ringed pipefish), 6068 nucleotides long. It is a transcript of the gene tmem131, whose product is annotated as transmembrane protein 131. The record is from RefSeq and is a predicted model, not a curated record. The coding region runs from base 208 to 5550 and encodes 1780 amino acids. Gene Ontology annotation, cellular component: membrane. Lineage: Eukaryota; Metazoa; Chordata; Actinopteri; Syngnathiformes; Syngnathidae. The transcript is spliced from 41 exons.